UUCGAAGAACCGGCCGAACAUGAACGCCAAUUGUAAGUCAUGGCUGAAAAGCUUCGAUUGUUGCUUGAAACCGACGUCUGCGACCGAAGACUUGAUCCUGAUGAAAGUGACGUCGCUAAGAGUCACGUUGCUCAAGUUGGCCCCGACGCUAGGACAGCGGGUGCAUUUCGCGGAAGGCACGAACUUACGAUGCCGCGAAGAUCCUAUACCGUCCGAUUCGCAAGAAAGGUCAGCAAUUCACUACGGACUUGAAAAGCAUUUGUUCUUAUUUUUUUUACAAAUAAUGUUUGGGAGUCGACUACUUGUAGAAAGAAACACGAAUUCACCACGACCGCUCGGCGGCAUGAUAUACAAUUUUUAAAGCGUUGAAAUAUUCGGAGUGCAUCCGUUCAAAUAAAAAGAAAAAAAAGAAUAUAUAUGAAUAAAUAAAUACGUAAAUAAUUGAUCAUGUAUCAACACAGAAAUCCCAGAUACGUUGUACCAAAAAUAUCGCCAGCAAGUUUCUUUUCGUUACAAUCUCCUGAAUGAUUCUCGCAAGCGAUUGUAACAUUUACAAUCUUGGGAUCUAAUUCCGGGAUUCCACGUUAUCAAAAAUGCAUGAACACGCUCGCGUCCCUCGACAAUUACCGUAGCACGUCCCUCAUUUUUUUACCGUGUGAACCUCGCGAUUCCCGGCCGUACGCUGAUGUUAUCGCGCGCAUGGUCACGGCAUGUUCUCUGCGAGAGGUGAUCCGAUUGGAGGGCGCAUGUCUGAGGCGACGGGGGUGCACGGGGCAGACGGAGCGAGGGAGACGUGGAGGCACACGUACAAUCCCCGCGCGCUCUCACCCCUUUCGGCAUCGGUCAUCGACGAGCCCUGGCCGUCAGUCCGACCGGCAAUCUCGCCACGCCGCGUCGCGUCGCGUCGCGUCGUAUCGCACAACGGACAGGGUCGUCAGGGUCGUUCUUGCGUCUCUCCCGAGUCACAGAGCCUGCGCCAGGGACCUCGAGAUUCGUGAGCGCGAGGAAACUUCCGGGAAGCGAGGGAUCUGGGAAAACGUAGACGGGGGUGAGUUCGUUUCUCGCGCGAUGCGUAGGUGCUUCGCAGGGCCUCGACGCGCCCUUAGUUGAAGGAUACCGCGUUCGCGAGAGGGACGGAUCGCGCCGGUGGUAGUGAAGAGAUUGAGAGCGGUGCGCGCGCGUGAGAUGAAACGUGUUCCGUCGUCGUUGAUCAUACGUGCGGAUGGACCGACGUGGCGGAAGUCGUUCGUCUGAUCGUGCCUCGUUGCUGAAUGUUCGUUCCAGAGAGCGCCGGAUUCACCUAUUACCUAACACCCGGAAGAAAGCACGUCCCGCAGUUGGCGAUCCAUCAUGCCACAUCCGCACUACGCUUCUGCCACGAAACGAUUGUCCCCGCCCUAACAGGCUCCGAGAGAUCCCUGCUUUCGUCGCCGGAAAUCGUGACGUGCCGACAAUCGCUGGUAGCUUCAGCAGUGUGAUGACAUCGUAACCGAUGGAUCUUGAAGACUCUGGCGCGAUCCAAGUGUCUCGCGAGGGUUGACGUGAGGAUCAAUCGAUCUCUGGUUUCCGUCAGCGUAGUUCCAACGUCGUCUCAGGUCGCGUCCCCGCAGCUGUGCUCACGAUUUUCUAUUGGCGAGUAUCGAACGAACGUUGUCACGCGUCACCGAGUAAAUAAAUUCCGGUGCUGCAAAACUCGAUCGAUGGUGCCAGUCACUCAAGAGGAGAGCCUCGCUGUGAGGGCGGUACUAAAGAGAGAGCGAGAGGAAGAGGGAAAGUGACUGAGCGUGAACCGCCGAGGGUGGAUGCGAGGCAGAAACGCAAAAAAA
Molecule: messenger RNA, 1826 nt
Organism: Ooceraea biroi (clonal raider ant)
Lineage: Eukaryota; Metazoa; Arthropoda; Insecta; Hymenoptera; Formicidae
Source: RefSeq, a predicted model, not a curated record